UACAGAGGGAGGUGCAAUUAUUCAUGCCAUGGAUUUCAUCCUAAGCAAGUGAGGAAGGAGCAAAAUUCCAUCUUCCCCCGCAUCCUCAUAAAGCAGAAAAAGUUACAUUAGAGAGACCAUAAUAAUUAAAAGCUUAUAUCAUUUGAUGCAAAAUUCUUUAAGUGACUGAUUCCCACUCCCUCUCUCUCUCUCUUUCUCUGCUAAAGAUACCCAAACCCCAAAAGAAAAAGAAGGAAGGAAAAAAAAAAUUAAAGUCUUCUUGCUUUCUCUCUCCAUAUAUUUCUUUCCUUUCUACAACUCUUUCCUUCUUAUUCCUCUCUCUAUGAAGAACUCAUAGAGAGAGAGAGAGAGAGAGAGGGUAGCCAUGAAAAACACCAUUAGAUGUUGCAUCUCUUGCAUUCUACCAUGUGGAGCUCUUGAUGUUAUUAGAAUAGUACACUCUAAUGGCCGCGUUGAAGAGAUCAGUGGCACAAUCCGAGCAAGCGAGAUCAUGAAAGCAUACCCAAAACAUGUCUUGAAAAAACCUUCGUCUCCUUGCGAUGAUGGGGUGGUUCCAAAGAUCGUUGUAGUUCCUCCUGAUGCAGAGCUUCAACGUGGAAAGAUCUAUUUUCUCAUGCCAGUUCCAUCAACCCCGGAGACUAAGAAGCCUCCUCGAUCAAGAAACUCCAGCACCAACAGAAGAAAAAGAAGAGAGAAUAACAACAACAACAACAACAACAACAGUGAAAGCAAUAACGUCAUUAACAACUCCAUCUCAAUGUCAACAGACCUUCUUAUUUCUGAUCGAUAUUUGAGUGAGAUACUUUCAGAGAAGAUAUCAACUCAGAGAGAUAGAAGAAGAGGCCGUGUUGGGGUAUGGAGACCACACUUAGAGAGCAUAUCUGAGACCCCAUAUGAUGGUUGAAGAAGGUUCUUGAUGAGUUUGUAAUGAGCUGCAUAUGAUUUUUCUAUUUUCAUUAUGCUAUUCAUUCCUGAGGUUCUUAUCCAUUAGGGUUCAAGAACUCCAUCCCUAUAUUUAUUCAUUUUCCUUUUCCUUUUCCCCACCUUCCUCUUCCUUUUCUUUCAAUUUUUUUUUUUGAAAUUUCCCCUUUUUAGUGUAUAUAGAGGCACAGAAGAAAAAGAAAAAAAAGCAAAGAAAAUGAUGCAGAAUAUGGGUCAAGGUUUGGAAAUUGAUGGUGGUGAUGAUGAUCUUAAACAGUUGUGGUAGGAUCUUGCUACUCCAUGAAUGAUCAAGGCCAUAAGUAAUUGCCUUGAGAGCUUCAAUACAAGUGUGGCUUUUUAUUAAUGCAGAAAUCCAUGAAGAGAAAGCUAUAUACUUUUGGUAAUAUUUUGAGAGAGAGAGAGAAAUAUAUGUGCAAUAUUUUCUUUUCUUUUCUUUUCUUUUCUUUUCUUUUCUUUUCUUUUCUGGGUACUUGAUCUGUUUGUAAGAAUUAAAGGAGAGAAACUGUUUCUGAGAAGAUCCCAUUUCUACUGUACAAAGUACCAAGAAAUUAUUUCAAUAAGAAUUGAAAGAUGAUUGUGAAA
Molecule: messenger RNA, 1524 nt
Organism: Manihot esculenta (cassava)
Lineage: Eukaryota; Viridiplantae; Streptophyta; Magnoliopsida; Malpighiales; Euphorbiaceae
Product: TBC1 domain family member 5 homolog B
Exons: 1
Coding region: 365-904 (179 amino acids)
Source: RefSeq, a predicted model, not a curated record